Molecule: messenger RNA, 3472 nt
Organism: Chlamydomonas reinhardtii
Lineage: Eukaryota; Viridiplantae; Chlorophyta; Chlorophyceae; Chlamydomonadales; Chlamydomonadaceae
Exons: 2
Biological process (GO): sphingolipid catabolic process; ceramide biosynthetic process
Cellular component (GO): endoplasmic reticulum; membrane; cell periphery
Molecular function (GO): glycerophospholipase activity
Source: RefSeq, a predicted model, not a curated record
CAGGCACGGCCCGCCAUGCGUCCAGCCACGUCCUGCUGCCAAGCACAAGCACGAGCACAGCGGGCAACAAACCAACAGCAGACAAGUGUUCCCCGGCAGUGCUCGUAUCUUAGCUGCUUUCUCGUUACUCCCAACUGUGCAUAGGUUUACCCUUAUGUGGUUCAGACUUUGGUUCAGACUUUGGUUCAGACUUUGGUUCAGACUUUGGUUCAGACUUUGGCUCCGACUUUGGUUCAGACCGACUUGUAACAUGAACGUGAAACGCCGCAAAGGCCCGUUGGUUGAGGCCUUGAGAGUACCUACGCCUCGACCUGUGUUACAGCACCUCGAGGCGCACGCCGGUGCCUGGGUCGUGACAAAAUUUCGGGCAAUUUACUCGGGCGACAAGUCGCUCGCCUUCUUCCUAGAGAAUCGGCAGGCGGUGGUGAAUGGCCUCAUUAGUCUGCUGUGGGAGCCGUUGCUGCUGGCGGCGGCGGCGGCCGGCGUGGAUGGGCCGGCGCAACGCCUCGGCAUCCCGGUGACUAGCCGCGGUGGCGGGGGCGGUGCCGCAGCGGCGGUGGUGUGCAUCCAGUUCGAUGCCACCUUCCCGUGCGAGCUGGAGCCUAAGCUGUCGGAGCUGUUGGACGAGGGCGGCGGCGUGGUGGCUCCCGCCGCCGGUGAUAUCCCCAGCCUUCGCUGGGAGGCUGAGGCGCAGUACUCGGAGGCGGGGCCCCCCAAGGGCAAGCGGUGGCUGCGCGUGAGCGGCCUGCCCCACGGACUGCCCGAGGGACUACAGCGGGACCUCGUGCAGCACCUCUUGAGUACCCCAGUAGAGGAGAUUAAGCGGGACGUGUUCUCAUACCAGUUCUCGCAGCCCGUGCUGCAGAGUGGGCAAGUGCUGGUGAAGGUGGGCGACACCGCGCGCCUGCCAUCGGCCGACGACGCUUUCGCGGUGGGACUGGGCAGGUGGGGGCGUCAGGUGAUCUUCCAGCGGGAGGACAUCGAUCGGUACCUCGCGCAGGCGGCCCGGGGGGCCCAGGUGCGCCGGGUGCGCCGCCCGCCGCCUGCCCCGGCUGCCGCCCGAGCGGCGGCCACGGCGGCUCCGGACGCGGCGGCCACGGCGGCCGCGGCUGCGGCCGCGGCUGCGGCUGCGACCGUGAGGGCGACCGCGGCGGCGGAGGCCGCGGCUGCGGCGGUCGCCGCGGCGGUUGCCGCGGGCGCGGAUGCCGCCGCUGUGGGGGUGCUGAAGGCGGCGGCGGCUGCUGCCGCAGAGGCUGUGGGCGUGGGCGUGGGCGACGGUGGCGGCCGUGGUGCCGCGGCGGGCCUUGGGCUCGACGGCCGAGGCAACGGCAACGGCAGCGGCCGCGGCCGCGACGCCCGCCCGUGGCAGCAGAAGGUCCGCGGCCGCGUGGUGUCCGCGGCUGAAGAGGCGGACGCGCUGGUGGUCCGGUCGCUGGUGCAGGCGGUCUUCGCCGCGGUGAUCGCGAACGCGGCCGUGGUGCCGGCGGUGGUGGUUGACCCCAACCCCUUCCGCAUGCUGGUGGACCAGGACGCGAUGGAGGCGAUGCCUGACGACGAUGAGGUGAUGCCGGACCGGACGCCGACUGCGCUGGACGCUGCGGCAGCUGCGGCCCGGCGUGCGGCCCCCAAGCGGAGCCGGGAGCAGGCGCAGGCGGCGGCCGCGGCGGGCGAGGCGGCGCUGGCGCUGGCCAUCCGGGAGAGCAAGGCGGCCAAACAGGCCUUGGCGACGGCGGCGGCGGUGCGAGCCGCCGCAACAGCCGCGGCGGCGGCGGCAGCAGCGGCCGGGGCCACGGGCACCCCGGCGGCGGCCGAGGCCGGGGCGGCCGCGGCGGUUGUCGCGACAGCAGGCGUGAGUGGCACGAUGGCCGCCGUAGAGGCCACCGCUGCGGCGGGCGUGGAGCCGGCCUCGCCGCCGGCCGCGCCGGUGUCAACGGCGGGCUUGGGGGGCAUCGUGGGCCCGGCGGUCCUGCCCGCGGGGUGGAGCAGCGACGGUGGUGUGGGUGAUGAGGGCCUGGCGGGCGGCGUCGGGCAGGGGCUGCUGGGGGAUGCGGAGACAGCGCCGGAUGCCAACGCGAAGCUGCUGUGUCAGGGCCGGCGGGGCGGUCCUGGCGACUUCAUGGACGUUAAGACGCACGUUCUUGACUCGGACAUCGACCUUGUCACGGCGGACCUGGCGGCAGCCGCUCAGCGGCUGCAUGCACGCGAGUGGACUGCGUGGUGGGCGCCGGCCCAGAAGCCGGAGGGCCGUCGUGUUACUGGCGGUACGGCAAUCCUCAUUCGGUCGAGCCUCCUGCAGCAAGGCGCCAUGGUGCUCGCUGGCGGCGCAGCUGCCGUGUCGGUGGCGGCUGGCGCGUGGGCGGGCCGCGGUGUUAGUUUGCAGUUGCAGUGGGGUGGCCACACCUUCACGCUGACGUCAGCCUACUUUCCCCUGGCAUCCACAGCGCAGCAGGCUUUCAUUCGUGAGUGGGUGGGCCUUCGGGCGUCGGGCUCGGGCGAGCACCUCCUGGCAGCUGACUUCAACUUUGUGGCAGAUGUGGCGCUGGACACCGUCACUGGCCGGGCGCGCAGCGACGGACCCGCAGCCGCCGCGCUGGCGGCGGCGUGCCCUGGCCUCAUUGACGUGUUACGGCGGCGCCACCCGGCUCGCCGCGUGUGUACCUUCUUCCACCCCCACGGGGCGAGUCGGCUGGACCGCAUUCUGUGCAGUGGCGGCCUCGAACCGCAGGUCCUGGAGUGCGGCGUCGCCGCCGGGGUGCCCUCCGAUCAUAUGCUUGUGACGGUUGCCCUUGCGGCGUCGCCUGAAGCCGCGCCACCCGCUCGGAGCCUGCCCAGGGCCCACCUCGGUUUCCGGGACUUCAAAGACUUGGAUCGUGACUACCGUGCCUGGCUGGGUGCGGCCCUGGCGGCACGCCCUACUGAUCCUGUUGAGCUGCUGGAGUGGUGGCCGGCCCUUAAACGGGCUGCCGCCACGUCCGCCAACCGCCUGAGCCGGGAAGCUGUUACGAGGCGUGUGGCCGCCAGCCAGCGGGAGGCGGCCGCGCUUGAUGCGGCGGCAGCAGCUGCCGCCGCGGUGGAGGCUGGCGGUGAUGUGCAGGUGGCGGCGCAGGCGGCCGUGCGGGCGCGGUGCACGGCGGCGGAGGCCGCCGUGGCCGCGGCCGCCGGCGCGGCGCGACGUACGCGCCACGCGUGGCUGCGUGGCGGCGAGAAGCCCUGCCCUCUCCUCACGCGCAUGCUGCGGCCGGCGGGUGGGCCGCGCGUGAUUGCCAAGUUGAAACAGCCCAAUGGCACCACUACAUCCGACCCCACGGUCAUGGGGCAGGUGAUGGCGCGGUACUGGAGGGACGUCAGUGCCGCGCCGCCGCCCGCUCCGGAUGCCCGCACGCAAGUCCUGGAUGCGCUGCAACAGCACGGGCGCCGGUGUACAGCCGAAGAGGCGGAUCAGCUGGGGCGGGUUGCGGUCUCGGCGGCGGAG